UCUAUUGAUUCAAUUGACUGCGAGAUCGGGAUUACAGCUGACGAUGACAUUAAUGGUCACUCACAACCAUGUAGUCAACGAGUCCACACAUUUUGUCCACCAGUGGACAGUAUCAACAGUUUUUGCGGUGACCAUCGGUUAACACAUUAGGACAACAACAACAUUGCAUCACUUAAUUCAUAAACACUGUUCCGACAGUAGUACCCCUUCCGAGACAUGAUCUGGUCAUUUGGUGCUGACGACAGGGUACAGGUGGUUAAAACGGCAGCCAAAUCACGGCUACUGUUAUUUGUUCUGCAAUUGGUGGCCAACUUGCUAAUACCUGACCACCGAAGCGAUGGAUUUCUGAACGGCUUCGAAAGUGAACUCAAGACAAGGGCCGAUCGGGUUAUACAUCAGCUGUUUAUUGGUCUCAACCGAUGGGAUUCUCAGUAUUUUAUGGCCAUCGCCUACAAUGGCUAUACACGCGAAGAGUUUUUGGCAUUUUUCCCGCUUUUCCCGCUUCUAGUCAGAUGGUUGGCCAAUCUAUUAGCCAUAAUUGUGAACACCUUUAUCGGGACAACUGUUGUCUCGUACUAUAGUCUGCUAUUAAUUAGUAGUUUUACCAUAAAUUUUCUACUCUUUAUACUGACGGCCAUUGUUUUAUACGAACUAACUGUUCGGAUGUUUGCCAGCAAACCGAUGGCCCGAAUGACUGUUUACUGGUUUGCAUACAACCCUUCAUCGAUAUUCUUCAGCUCUUCGUAUUCGGAAUGUUUGUUUGCAUUUUUGACAUUUGCCGGUAUCUAUUGGACACAUAUGACCACCAAAUGGCAUCAUCUAAUGCUGGCGUCGGUUCUCUUUGGUCUCAGUUCUGCUGUUCGGUCAAAUGGUCUUAUAUCGUUUGGUUUUAUUUUAUAUCGACAAUUGUCUUACAUCUUAAACGACUGUUUUAUGGCAAAACGUUUUCAUCUGCGCGCCGGAUGGCUACCUAAGCUGGCUAUUCGUUUGUUUCAAACACUAGUCUAUGUGUCCAUAUGUGUGAUACCAUUCCUUAUCUACCAGAUUGAUGCCUACGAUAAAUUCUGUACGAUUCCAGUCAGUACGACACCGUCAUAUUUCACAGAUUGGUGCAAUCAUACCGUUCCUCUAUCCUAUUCCUAUGUACAGAAUAAGUACUGGAACGUUGGUUUUCUCCAGUAUUAUCAGUUCAAACAGAUACCUAACUUUUUGCUGGCGCUGCCAAUAGUCAUUAUAAACCUGACGUCAUGUAUUGACUAUCUAGUCGUUAACAAAGACAAACUUUAUCAACUAUUGUCACUCAAGACUAUCAGUACUCAGCAUCAGAAGCAUAGCUCAGUUAUGGACAAUGAAUGGUGUUUUGUGCAUAUAAUACAUGUGCUAUGUUUGACACUGUUUUGUCUAUUCUUUGUACACAUUCAAGUGACCACAAGAAUGCUAUUAUCUUCGAGUCCAUUAGUUUAUUGGACAGUCGAGUCACGCGAGACCAAAGUGAACGCCAGGCGCACUAAACUCGUAAAAUUGUGGUUUUACGGCUACUUCAUUGUAGGCACAGUUAUGCACUCAAACUUUUUACCUUUUACUUGAAAUAACAUUAUUUAUAACUAAUGUUUAGUAUUUUUUUAAAAUAAAUUUUAUUAUAUAUUUCAAA
Molecule: messenger RNA, 1651 nt
Organism: Oppia nitens
Lineage: Eukaryota; Metazoa; Arthropoda; Arachnida; Sarcoptiformes; Oppiidae
Gene: PIG-V
Product: GPI mannosyltransferase 2-like
Exons: 3
Coding region: 217-1587 (456 amino acids)
Biological process (GO): GPI anchor biosynthetic process
Cellular component (GO): endoplasmic reticulum membrane; mannosyltransferase complex
Molecular function (GO): alpha-1,6-mannosyltransferase activity; GPI mannosyltransferase activity
Source: RefSeq, a predicted model, not a curated record